GCAAGAACCCCAAUUUAUAACCUGGCCGCAAUUAAUACCCGAGUUGUUGGAGCACUUAUUGGUUUCUUUAUCACCAGUUUGUGCAAAACAUAUAACAUAACAAAUGAUAGGUUUUGGUUAAUCGGACACAAUUUGGGCGCACAUACUAUGGGUUUCGCAGGCAAACGACUUAAAAAUCCGAAAGUGGCCCGCAUUACAGCACUCGAUCCGGCGGGAGUCGGUUUUCACACCAUAAGCACAUAUUUACGUUUAGACCAUUCGGACGCACAGAUAGUGGAUGUGAUCCAUACGGACGCCGCCCUCUCAUAUACGGAAGGCUUUGGAACGGCCGACACUUUGGGUCACUUAGACUUCUAUCCAAACGGAGGUAGUUGGCAACCGGGAUGUGUUGUAUCUGAUAGUGUGACCAGUAAAUUGAGUACAAUUACAUCGGGCGAAGACAUUAGUUGUUCGCACGCCAGGGCCUGUUUAAUAAUGAAUAACCUUGAAAAACCUGGAGACCAUUGCAGUGCUGUUGCCUAUCAGUGCGAACAUUACAAUACAUUUCUAGAGGGCCGGUGCGCUAAUUGUGCCGAUAAUAAAUGCCAACCAAUGGGUUUGAACCCGGAUUAUUGGACCGACAAGAAAAUGAACGACUCGGCGGUUGACAUGGAGAAAAUUAAUUCAAUGGCUUUGGAGUGGAAACGAUAUAACGCAUCUGAGAAACGUCGUCAUAAUAGGGGCUAUAAAUUGCAAAUACCUGUCAUUGAAAUCUAUUACAUGAGUUCUAUAAACGAGAGCAUUAGAGACAAGUCUUCGGCCGUGUUUUGUCCAAAAGAUGGUUCGGAGACCCGAAUAGCGGCGAAUACACAGGAAGUCCAUUAUAUCGCUUGUAAUUCGCAUUUGAAACAUAAAUGUCGUGAUCUGUCGGCCGAAGAACUAAAGCCAUUGACAUUCAAAGAGGACAUCUAUUCUGUGGAUUAUAUGGGGAAAUAUCCAGAUUUUCAAAAUACUAUUUGGCUACGCUACAUCAGGGUCAACUUUUAUGAGACAAUGUUUUACCCCCAGACUCGGGAUGUAAACCGAUCAUGUAUUGGGGGUAAUACAACGUCAGUCAACGCCAAUAGUGGUCAAAGCGAUGACAACAACACAGAAGGGAACGACCGAACACUCCAGUCGUUUGACAGUUCAAGCAUUGAUGUCGCGAAACCGGAGCCCAAAGAAAUUGGAGGAUUUUUCAAUAAAUUUAAAAAAUAUCAGGAUAUGUUAGCCAAAAGUUGUUUCCGAGAUAUCGGCUGUUUUUCCCCAGACGAAAGCAACGGAACGGCGCGUACUUUGCCAUUGUUGCCGAUGUCACCCGACUCUAUAGACCCGGUGUUUCACAUGUACACUCAGGAGCACCGGACGAUUCCCAGGAACUAUAGCUAUAACGCCACUGCAGACCAACUCCGGUACAGCACUUUCAACGCCUCCCUUAGAACCGCAUUCAUUGUCCACGGAUUUAAAAGCGGAUAUUCCGUGUGGUUAGAGAAUAUGAAAGAUUUUAUAUUCUAUAAAAGCAACGAUCAAUUCAAUGUUGUGGUCGUUAUUUGGGAAAAAGGAGCGAAAACACCACGUUAUAGCCAAGCCGCGAUUAAUACCCGAGUUGUUGGAGCACUCAUUGGUUUUUUUAUCAACACUUUGGGCAAUACAUAUAACAUAACAAAUGAUAGGUUUUGGUUAAUCGGACACAGUUUGGGCGCACAUGUCAUGGGGUUUGCCGGAAAACGACUGAAUAAUCCGAAAGUGGCCCGUAUUACAGCCCUCGAUCCGGCCGGGAUCGCUUUUUACUCCAACAAAAAAGCCUUACGUUUAGACCAUUCGGACGCACAGACAGUGGAUGUGAUCCAUACGGACGCACCCGUCGAUUAUACGGAGGGCUUCGGGAUGAUUGAUACUUUGGGUCACUUUGAUUUCUAUCCCAAUGGAGGCAGUUGGCAAACGGGAUGUGCUGUAUCUGAUGAAAUAACCCACAAAUUGAGUACAAUUACAUCGGGGGACGACAUUAGUUGUUCGUGCUCCAGGGCUUGGUCAAUUAUGAAUAACCUUGAAAAACCUGGAGACCAAUGCAGUGCUGUUGCCUAUCAAUGCGAAAAAUAUGUUACAUUUCUAGAGGGCCGGUGCGCUAACUGUGCUGAUAAUAAAUGUCAAUUAAUGGGUCUAAACCCCGAUUAUUUUACCGACAAGAAAAUAAAUAACAUGACAGCUGACAGUCGAUACUUUGUCAACACUCGAUCCAAAGAGGAAUAUUGCUGUAAAUAAUGAGUUAUUAAUUAGAAUAUUAAAUAAUUAUUAAAUGAUUAACAAAUUCACAUUAAAACAGUACAUCACUACCAAAUGGGGUUUCAUUUUGCAAACAGUUCUGAUUCAACAACAGGGCAUUUAAACAUUGUAAUGAAUGCAACGGUUGGUAAUGAAGUGCGAGAAUUGAAUUUCACACGAAUUAUGACAAAAACAAUUCAACGAAAAGUUCACACAAUUUUGCUUACAUUUGACUUUAAAAUGGAGAAAAUCCAUUCAAUAGCUUUGGAGUGGAAGAGAUAUAAUAAAUACGAAAAAAGUCGUUAUAAUAGGGGCUAUAAAUUGCAAAUACCUAUCAUUGAAAUCUAUUACAUGAGUUCUAUGAACGAGAGCAUUAGAGACAAGUCUUCGGCCGUGUUUUGUCCAAAAGAUGGUUCGGAGACUCAAAUAGAGGCCAAUCGACAGAAAGUCCAUUAUAUCGCUUGUAAUCCAGUUUUGAAGCAUAAAUGUCGUGAUCUGUUGACCGAAGAACUAAAGCCAUUGACAUUCAAAGAGGACAUCCAUUCUGUAGAUUAUAUGAGACAAUAUCCUGUGUUUCAUAAAAUC
Messenger RNA from Medioppia subpectinata, 2865 nucleotides. NCBI's taxonomy places the organism in Eukaryota, Metazoa, Arthropoda, Arachnida, Sarcoptiformes, Oppiidae. The record is from the annotation of a GenBank genome assembly.